Patiria miniata (bat star) is the source of this 1352-nucleotide messenger RNA. RefSeq names its product galanin receptor 2b-like. Lineage: Eukaryota; Metazoa; Echinodermata; Asteroidea; Valvatida; Asterinidae. The coding region runs from base 368 to 1285 and encodes 305 amino acids. Gene Ontology annotation, molecular function: G protein-coupled receptor activity. The record is from RefSeq and is a predicted model, not a curated record. Gene Ontology annotation, biological process: G protein-coupled receptor signaling pathway. Gene Ontology annotation, cellular component: membrane. The transcript has a single exon.
GCCUUAGUCUUUGUAGACCAGGCACGAAUGCCUGAACUGCCUCAGUGUCUAGCGGGAUUGAUCAUCGGAUCAUUGCUUGUUUGCAAUUGGCUGGGAUACCCCCACGAGAAGAGCAUCUAGCAUCCUGCAAUGUGAAUACACAAGCUAAAGAAGACAUCACCGAUCAUUUUAGAUGAUCGCAAAGUUUUGUUUGACCUACGCUUCAGUGAAAUUGGAUAUUGCUUCCCAUCAUCAUUGCAUGACACGGAGUAAAACUUAAAACCAUCCGAAUAACCACAACGCAUUGUUUGAUAUUCACAAGUGGACAAUCAUCAGGUAGUUCUUUGUCACAACUGCCAGAAACCCUGAUAACCUGCAGAAUAUAGGUAUGGAUGAACUAUUCAAUUUUACGAGCAGUGAUUACAUAUUCGCAGCACACAUUGGUCUUAGUAUCGUUGGAACAGUUGGCAACACGCUGGUGGUCCUGACCAUUAUUGGCGUGAAGUUCUUACAUACCUAUACCAACUUCCUGAUAGCUCACCAGGCAGUGGCUGAUGCGCUUGUUUGCGUCUCCAAUCUGAUAUUUCAUUUCAGAUAUGUCCCUGUGACGCUCAUCAAUUCAGCUACGUGUAUUUUGUUCUACCACCGGAUAUCAUUUUAUAUUUUCGCUCUGGCGUCCUCCUUCUCUCUGCUUUGCUUGAACGUAGAGAGAUACAUCGCUAUCGUGCAUCCACUUCACUAUCCAAACUACGUGACAAACGCCAGAGUAGCACAAGCCCUGGUUGCCAUCUGGACUAUUUCGCUCCUGCUUGCUCUUGUAGUAGGGCUGACAUCAGUCUACUACGACGCAGAACUGAACCAGUGUGCCACUGCAGAGAGUGAUGUAUUCAUGCAAGUCGUUCAGGUGGCCACGGGCGGGUUUGCUUUGAUUGUCAACUUGGUAGGGAUAGUCGUGCCGUACACGCAGAUCUUGGCGAGCAUCAACAGCAGCGCGCAAAGACAACGGGCUAACGGUAUGGCGGUGGACGGGCUGCUACAAGCCAGACGACAAGUUAUCAAUGUUCUCAUGUUCGUUGCGGCAGCGUACUGCAUAACAUGGAUACCAGUAAACAUAAUCUACGCUUUACUGUCCUUUAAUGUUAUCGUUGAUCCACUUUUUUACGAUCUGAGUGAAGUGGUGAUACUUUGUAAUUCGGUGGUGAAUCCAUUCAUCUAUGCGUUCAAAUACAAAGAGUUCAGGAGAGGUUUCCAUAGGCUGUUCUCAUGCACCGGGAGACAGGGGAGGGUUCAUCCGAUUCGGUAUUAAAUGUAAUUCAUGAAUACCUAAGACAGUUUACCCAUUUCUAUUGGUCGAGAGUCCGUCACGUGGCCGG